AGGCUGCGCUCUCAAAAUGGCCCCUGCACCCUGAACUCCGCGGCGUCCUCGCUGAGGUCACCGGCAGCGGGCGCACAGCGCAAGCCUUGCGUUCCGGCGCCAACGCGGCCUAGAGGCCGGGAGCGGCCGGCCGUCGGCCCUGUGCGCGCCAUCUCUCGGGGCGGGGCGGUGGGCCCCUUCCGGGGAUGGGCCUCGGCGCGCGCUUCGGCCCGGCCCUGCCCCGGCUCCUCCCCGCUCGGGCGGGCGCUCCGCCGUGUCCCCGCCUGACAGUCCGCCCGGCCCGGGCGGCCGCAGACAGGGCCUGGGCGGCUGCACGGGGAGCGCUCAUCCCAGAGGUAGCGGGAGGUGUCGGCGCUGCCGCUGCUUAGCGGCGGUCCCGGGCAAAAAGACGGCGGUACCAUGUUCUCUCUCAAGCCGCCGCGACCCACGUUCAGAUCCUACCUCCUGCCACCGCCCCAGACUGACGAUAAGUUUAAUUCGGAACCGAAGAUUAAAAAACUGGAGCCAGUGCUUUUGCCAGGAGAAAUUGUUGUAAAUGAAGUCAAUUUUGUGAGAAAAUGCAUUGCGACAGACACAAGUCAGUAUGAUUUGUGGGGAAAGCUGAUAUGCAGUAACUUCAAAAUUUCCUUUAUUACGGAUGAUCCAGUGCCAUUACAGAAAUUCUAUUAUAAAAACCUUCUUCUUGGAGAACAUGAUGUCCCUUUAACAUGUAUUGAGCAAAUUGUCACAGUAAAUGACCACAAGAGGAAGCAGAAAGUCCUAGGCCCCAACCAGAAACUGAAAUUUAAUCCAACAGAGUUAAUUAUUUAUUGUAAAGAUUUCAGGAUUGUCAGAUUUCGCUUUGAUGAAUCAGGUCCUGAAAGUGCCAAAAAGGUAUGCCUUGCAAUAGCUCAUUAUUCCCAGCCAACAGACCUCCAGCUACUCUUUGCAUUUGAAUAUGUUGGGAAAAAAUACCACAAUUCAGCCAACAAAAUAAAUGGACUACCCUCAGGAAGUAGAGGAGGAGCUGGUGGUGGGAACAGCCAAAAAACUCCUCUGUUCGAAACUUACUCUGAUUGGGACAGAGAAAUCAAGAGGACGGGUGCUUCCGGGUGGAGAGUUUGUUCUAUUAAUGAGGGUUACAUGAUAUCCACUUGCCUUCCAGAGUACUUUGUAGUGCCAAGUUCUUUAGCAGACCAAGACCUAAAGAUCUUUUCCCAUUCUUUUGUUGGAAGAAGGGUGCCACUCUGGUGCUGGAACCACCCUAAUGGCAGUGCUCUGGUGAGAAUGGCCUUCAUAAAAGAUGUAUUGCAGCAGAGAAAAAUCGAUCAAAGGAUCUGUAAUGCAAUAACUAAAAGUCAUCCACAGAGAAGUGAUGUUUACAAAUCGGAUUUGGAUAAGACCUUGCCUAAUAUCCAGGAAAUACAGGCAGCAUUUAUAAAACUUAAGCAACUAUGUGUUAAUGAGCCUUUUGAAGAAACGGAAGAGAAAUGGUUAUCUUCAUUGGAAAAUACUCGGUGGUUGGAAUAUGUAAGAGCAUUCCUUAAACAUUCAGUAGAACUUGUGCACAUGCUGGAGAACAAACAUCUCUCUGUAAUCCUACAAGAGGAGGAGGGAAGAGAUUUGAGUUGUUUCAUAGCUUCUCUUAUUCAAGUGAUGCUGGAUCCCUAUUUUAGGACAAUUACUGGAUUUCAGAGUCUGAUACAGAAGGAGUGGGUCAUGGCUGGCUAUCAGUUCCUGGACAGAUGCAACCACUUAAAAAGAUCGGAAAAAGAGUCUCCCUUAUUUUUGCUCUUCUUGGAUGCCACUUGGCAGCUGUUGGAACAGUACCCAGCGGCGUUUGAGUUCUCUGAAGCUUACCUAGUGGUGCUGUACGACAGUACUCGCAUCUCACUGUUCGGCACCUUCCUGUUCAACUGUCCUCACCAGCGGGUGAAGCAGAGCACAGAAUUUGCAAUAAGCAAAAAUAUCCAAUUGGGUGAUGAAAAGGGCCUAAAAUUUCCCUCGGUUUGGGACUGGUCUCUUCAGUUCACAGCAAAGGAUCGCACCCUUUUCCAUAACCCCUUAUACAUCGGAAAGAGCAUGCCCAUUGUACAGAACGGCUCUGUGAAGUCUUUUAAACGGACAAAGAAAAGCUACAGCUCCACGCUAAGAGGUGUGCCAUCCUCCUUCAGGAAUGGAAUCCUCAGUGACCAGGAAUUGCUGCCAAGGAGAAGCUCCUUAAUAUUGAAACUAAAGCCAGAUCCUCUUCAGCAGGCAGCCAGCCAGGAUGGGAGCACGGAGCAGUAUUUUAGGGAAUGGUUUUCCAAACCGGUCGACCUGCAUGGUCUCCUGCUGCCCCGGCUCUCUGGGGCACACAUAAAACUGUGGAAACUGUGCUACUUCCGCUGGGUUCCUGAGGCUCAGAUCAGCGGCGGGGGCUUCAUCACUGCCUUCCACAAGCUCUCCCUCCUGGUGGACGAAGUCGACCAGCUCCGCAGGACGCUCCGGCAGCACAGGAGCGGCCCUCUGCAAGCCUGCUGUGCAGAGCUGGAGCAGGGCCGGAUGUACUUCCGGGCAAGGAGCCCGCAGGAGACCUCCGGGACACCAGAGUAUCUCUCGUCUUCAUUUCCGUUUUCUCCUGUAGGGAAUCUGUGCAGGCGAAGCAUUCUCGGAACGCCAUUAAGCAAAUUUUUAAGUGGGGCCAAAAUAUGGUUAUCUACUGAGACGCUAGCAAAUGAGGACUAAAUGUAUAUUUUCUGAACCUUUUGAGGGAAGCUGUCAGUGUUUGCCCUGUGAAUUGAAAUUGCUAACCUAGGCAUUUGAAGCUCUAAUAAUUUUAUAUGUAAGAAUAAUAGUUGAAAUUUGCACUAUUUAAAAACCUGUUGAAUCAUACUUCCUUCACAAUUUUUUUUUAAGAUAGGCGUAAAUUUUGGUUUUUAUGUCUUUCUGUCAUGAUAGGCCUCAUUCAUUUUUAGGUGAUUUGCAGGCACAGACUUUCUCCUAUUUCUUUUAACUGUGGUGGACCUAAUCAGCUUCUGUCUGCAGCCAUUUUUCCUCCCGCCUACUAACCAUUUACCUGAUACUUGGUCAGAUCAGCAACCCAAAGAAGGAGACAGCAGGAAAAUGAAGAAGUUAGUGUUUAGUAUUUUUCCAGAAACAACUGCUAAAUGCCCCCAAAAGCCUUUAGUAAGUUUUCAGAUUUUUCUGGUUACUUUCUGUUCUGUUCUAAUGGGAUCAACUGAUAAAAGUUCAGUGUUCCAAGGCCAUAAUUUAUUAUUUUUGAUCACCUUGUUUGGGAGUUUAUAUCACUUUAAAAUCAUGAGUUUGCUUUUACCUUUUAGGACUAACUUUAAAAUGAUAUGCACUGUUAACUUUAAAGCAUUUGCUGUAGAUAAUAUAAUUCAAUUUAGAAGUGCCUUUGAUGUUAAUACUAAGGUAUAAGUAAGUAACAGAGUGGAAUAUAAUUUCAGUUCUCAAAAAUAGUUUGUUAAAACCCCCACUGCACAUUAGAAAUAGGCUUUGCACACUAGGCUUCAUGCCAAUAGCUGGGGCUCCCCAAAGCCAUGUUUCUCUUCUUCUGAAAGUCACUGAAGAAAACAGAGGACCAGGGGGUGGAAUUCCUGGCGACUCCUGGGAUCUGUCCCUCUCUCGGCUGUGAUGGGUCCGCAGUGUGCUGAGCCCUGUUCACACUGGGAACACCCUCCCUGCAGACACAGGGCUGUCGGAGGAGUUUGGGCUGCCCUGGUAAACUGUUGAUGGCACUUUGCCUCAGUUAUUUAAUUGCUGCCACAACAGACACCCCCAUAGAAUUCCCUCUUCUCUCAGAGAAGAUCGUUAACUCUAAGGAAUCAGAGUAGAGAUCAGGAGAAAUCAAGAUGCACUUCUCAGAGGACUGACCUUUUUUUCUUUAUAUAAAGAGAGAAGCCCUCUGCCCCCUUCCCAAUUUUUAGCAGCAUUAUUAAGACGAGACUGAAAAACAGACAGAGGUGUAUUCUUAGUGUGAAACACCCUUGUUUUCAAAUUAUGUGAUGAGGGUCAACGCCGAAGCUCACUGUUACAGCAGUGACGUAAGCACCUUUCUCCCCCCACCCCAUUCCCUGCUUAAGAGGUAGAUGUUUUCAAAUUUGGUUAUAGUAUUUAGAGUUGCUGAAAUUGCCAUCUUAAAAUUUUAAACAUUUUUAGAGCAAAGUGUCCAGUAAGCUUGUUUCCUUUUCUAAAACAAGUUUUUACCUUUAUAUGUAAAGAAGGGCUGUUUCUAUCUGAAUUAUUUGCCUUUUAAAAAUUAUUUGAUAAUGUCUCUGGAUUUAAAGAGAUAGGAAUUUUUAUAAAAUGUCUUGGAAAUUCAUCUUGUUGAUAAACCCACUGUUUCUGCCAACUUGUUGCCUAGAAAAUAAGGGAUAUGUUUUCAAUUUAUACAAAUUGCAUUACUGUCAUUAAAUAUUUUAUGGUCUUUGAUUGGAAACUAGCCCCAACCCCCUUAAAGUUUAACAGCAUAUCCUGCCAUUGAAAGUGUAAUAUUGCUUCUCCCUUUUUCAGUAAGCCGCUCUUUUAUUAUUACAAAUUGUUCACAUUCAUCAGGUUUUGGGUUGAGCAUUUGUCUGUAAUUUUUUUCCCCUCGCACAUUCAUUUCAACUCCAUUAGUAAAUUUUUAAUUAAUUUACAAUUUUUUUUAAAUUAGGUACUAUUAAUACUGUUAAAAAUAGAUGUGCCUAUUUUUGUAUGAUAAUCAAAUGUAGUAAAAUACAUUUAUUUGUUUUGUUUUUGCUGGUUAGUUGUUGUAUCAUGAUUAUUGUGCCACAAUUUAUCGUGCAUAAUAUGAAAAACAACUAUAGUGGCCUUAAGUCCUGCCCCUUGUAAAGCUGCCUGGCAGCUCUGCUAGCAAAAAGGACAUUGUGGUGACAGAAGUUGGGAGUGUGGUUGCAUACACGGUGCCAAAGAGAGCUCAGCACUCCACGUCCAUGGCCUGUGAGUGAAGCCUGUGAGGGUGGAAUGCCAUGCAGAUGUCAGACCACUUUGGACUUUGUAGUUUGAACUUACAGAUGUUCAAUGACUUACUGUUAAUCUCUGAUGAAAAUUAAUUUUAAAACCAAAAAUGUCUUAAAUUUUUUUAAGGAAAAGAUUAAUUUGUACUAACAAAGGGUGAGAACUGUUCACAUCCUUCAACAAAACCUGCUUGCUGUAGCAGUAAUAUCAAGUAGCUGAAACUUGAUUUUGAGAGAAAACUAAUACCUUUGUGCCUAGAAUUGAUUAUGACUUGAGUUAAAAUAAAAUAGGAUGAGCAGGAAGAUGAGAGGUCUUGUUCAGUAGAGGUGAAUGUGAAGGAAAUUUUGACUGCCAAAUAAAAUUUCCACAGAAGUUGUUUGUUAUAAUUAUCACUAUGAAAUCAUCUGUAAGAAUACAGUGAUUCAAAGCCA
Molecule: messenger RNA, 5375 nt
Organism: Choloepus didactylus (southern two-toed sloth)
Lineage: Eukaryota; Metazoa; Chordata; Mammalia; Pilosa; Megalonychidae
Gene: MTMR10
Product: myotubularin related protein 10
Exons: 16
Coding region: 400-2706 (768 amino acids)
Source: RefSeq, a predicted model, not a curated record